CCCAUAAUGGAAUGAAACCUUCCUUUCCCCAGACGUCAUGAGGUCAAAGAUUGAUGACUUCGGGAAUCACCGUGUGAAUGCCGACUGAAUAUCAAAGAAUUUCGAUUUUCUAUUUUGAUUCACCUUCUGUGUGCAAUGGGGAAUAAACAUUCAUGUGGCUGCUUUCGAAGCUGUCACAAGAAUCCAACCAGGCGGGCCCACAGGGCUCCUUCUCAAGAAAUAGAACGAUACGAGCCGGCACCUGAAGAAGUAGAUGUGGACGAAAGAUCAAAUCUCCAGCAUAUUGGUGACAGAGAGACUGGCAUAGAAGAGGAUAUGUUGGAUCCAUCAGUACACCCUAGGACUAGUACCAUUUUCCUCACGAAAGCAGAAUCAUUAGAUAUUGUACAGGAUAGGAGAAAUCAUCACAGUGACAACAGGCUGAGUAGUACAUUGAGUAAGAAGUUUAGUUCAUGUUCGACUAUCUUUAUAGAUGACAGCACAGUAUCACAACCAAAUCUUAAGUCAACGAUACGAUGUGUGGCAUUGGCAAUAUACUACCAUAUAAAGAACAGAGAUAGUAGCAGACAAAUGGACAUCUUUGAUGAAAAGCAGUACCCACUAUCAAAAAUUCCAGUACCAGAUGAUUAUGACAAACACAAUCCUGAACACAGACAUAUCUACAAGUUUAUUCGCAUGUUAUUCAAUGCAGCUCAGCUCACAGCAGAAUGUGCAAUAGUUACAUUAGUGUAUUUAGAGAGAUUAUUAACAUAUGCUGAAAUUAACAUUACGCCUAGCAACUGGAAACGAAUGGUCCUUGGUGCUAUCCUAUUAGCUUCCAAAGUAUGGGACGACCAAGCAGUCUGGAAUGUAGACUACUGUCAGAUUCUAAGAGAACUAACAGUAGAAGAUAUGAAUGAAUUAGAGCGACAGUUCCUAGAACUUCUCCAAUUCAACAUCAAUGUGUCAGCCAGUGUAUAUGCUAAGUACUACUUUGACCUCCGAGAACUUGCAGACACCCACGAACUUGCCUUCCCACUUGAACCACUCAGUACAGAACGAGCCCAGAAACUAGAGGUAUUCUCCAAACCAGCAGAGGACAAACCCAGAGACGUUCCAUCCCACACCAGUGUAAAGAGAUCACGGAGUGCCGACAGUAUCCAAGUAGUGCCUCGAUUCUCAAACGCCAUAAUCUCGUGAUGAAGGCUUGUUUCUUGCGGAGUCUGUCAUCGUGUGUUGGGGGUGCCAUCUCAUGAUCAGCUCAGUCAUCGUGCGAUGAGUGACAUCAUUACGCUCUGGUCGGCGGAAGCGGUGGAGCCGGUAUCCAGUGGAAAGCGCCCUCUAUUGAGUACAGCCAUCAGGUACUCUGGGGACUUGUCACGUAGGGUAGAACAACGCUUCCAGUCCCAGCUCAUCGUGAUAGGUGAUGUCAUGUGACCAAUGUCCUGUUAUUUAUGAACCAACCAAAGCCAAAUCUUUUAUGAAUGCUUAUGUUAGCUCAGAUUGGUAGGAAACUCAGAGAACAUACGUUUAGGUUUGAAAAAAAACCAAGGGACCAAAGAUAUCCCUCCUGCUUUAUACUCUUCAAAUCAGGGGCUUGCUUUUAUGAAACUAUCAUGGCUUGGAAUCUGAACUUCACGCUAACUUUAUCUAAACAUGUAGUCUAGCCAUUGGUCAUUAAGGAGCCAAAUAUUAAAAUCAUCAACAACGUUGGCACACUGUUCUCUAAAAGCUGCCCUUUUCCCACCAUUGAAAUAAAGUGCUUGGUAAAGAUUAGAGAAACACAGAGUAAACAUUUUUAGCUUCCCAUAAAUCUCAUCUAAGACUUAUAUACUUUACAUGAAGACCGUGAGUUAAGAAUACGGACCCUAAAGUUCAGAGUCAUAUUAAAGCAUGCCAUAGAAAUUUAUUUAAGAGCGUAUAAUUUCUAUGAAAUGUCAGGGAAGUGAGAAAUAAAUUAUUUAAUGGAAAAUGGACCCUUGAUGAAAUGUUAGCUGAGGCAUGGGUCAUUGAAAAGGUCAAGAUUUUUCCAUGCAAGGUUAGCGAUUGAUAGUACGCUUGAUUUUCACGAUUGAUUGUACAGUGUAGUCAAUGGAAUCAAUCGUAGAAAAAUGUUCUACGAUCAUUGCUAAGUUCUGUGUUCCGUGCCCCAGAUUUGAAGGGGAAUGAAACUUUUAAAAUUAGUUAUAUUUCAUGAAACAGAAAUAUCAAAGAAAAAAUAGUGAUCUCAACAUUCAAAUACUCAUAACUUUCUCAUUUUUAUUCAUUUUUUCCCCCGUAAAGUAUCACUUGUUAUAGUCUUUGAUCAUGUCCAUCUUCUUAGAGGGGUUUCACCUUUUGUAGUUGUUGAGAAUCUGGUUUUAAGCACGCAAAAUAAAUUCCACUUGUGUGCAACUUACAAACAGCUUCAUCCCCUUGGCCUGUACUGGCCAUAUUAAAAAGUGGCUUGGACUCUGUCAAGGUCUAUAUCAUGCUGCAUUCUUUAUAUAAUACUAUUAGUUUCAUAGUUGAAGCUUUAUUAUAGAUGAAUCAUGAAUACCUCUGUAUGUGAUAUCACUUGGCUAUGAAGUGUUCACAAAAUAAUUGUAAUUUUUUAAAGAAUAAAGAGCAAUUUAGUUUGUUUCAAAUUAAGUUAACUGUGAUUAAUCAACUUCUUUUAAUCAGCAACCUAAGACCAAAACAAUAUGGGGCUGUCCGUUCAUAUCUAUGUACCUGAAGGUUAACCUUAUUUGUACAGUACACUUAGAAUUACAAGCCAAUAAGAAAUUAAUACAAUCAUUACUCUGAAUAUAUUCCAUAUUUGGUUUGAAAUUCUCUACCUCUAUUGACAUCCCACCCCUAAUAAUUCCUGUUUUUGGAUCCACCCUCCCACUUAAUUUGAUGUCAUUUAUAUCAUGUUUAUUACUUUUAAAGCUGAAUCCUGUAUAUUCUUAUUACUAUCUAUUUAUGUAUUUACAAUAUGUCUGAGAGGAUUUGAGGACCUCUUUUAAAAUGAAAUACUCCUUAAGUUUCUAAGAUUGAAAGAGAAAGUCCUUCUUUUUAAUGUGUCUUCACCGCUAACACUCUGUAUUCAGUUGAAUAUUUUUGUGUCUUUUUUUUAUCAGGGACCCGUUGCAUAAAGAGUUACAAUCAAACACAAACCCCAAAAAUCAAAUGCAGCUUAAAAUUCAUCCAAUGUAAUGCAUGUUUGAGGGACUUUCGCUUGAGUGUUUUUUAGCUGCAUUAAAAGGCAACUCUUUGUAGUGCAAUGGGCCCCAGUUUGGGCUGUUAGAGAUAUAUGUGUACAUGUACUAGUAAUGAUCUGUUGCACUUAUAUUAUUGAUGAAACAAAAGAUACUGUCCCGAUGUCUCUGAAAAAUUCUUGUCAUCUGUUUUCGGCAAUAGAGAUUUAUAAAUAAUUAAUUGACAAGUUUUUGUCUUGAGAUAUCAACACAUUUAAAGAGCGUGCAAGAAUUUUUCCUCCUGUCUUGCGAGCCUCUGUCUCUGGCAAUGAGAUUGAGAUUCAGACCUAGCCUGUCGGGGUUUCAGUGAUUUCACGUUAAGUCAAUCAGCUGAUGCAUAAAACAUUAACUCGGUUUCCGGCACAUCUGCCUCGAAAGCUAUGCAGCAUGCAUGUCUAUUUUAUUGAUGAAUGUGUCACAGCAACCAAAUCUUGAUGUAGGGUCUUAUCUAAAAGUUGUGAUUGAUUUGAGUCUCAAAAAAGCAUUCAAAAAUCUUUGUGGCCCAGAAAGUUAGAGGGUGUCAGUUCUCUAAUAUCACACAUGUACUUAUAUAUUACCACUGACUAAAAUGGGUGAAUUCAAGUCCGGUGUUAGCCUUGGUGUUUGUGUUGGAAUUUGGAUUGAUUCCCCUAGCUCCAAAACUUAUUCAGAGCUUGUAAAACUGAUCCAGAUCACAUUAUCGA
Messenger RNA from Lytechinus variegatus (green sea urchin), 3883 nucleotides. Its product is annotated as cyclin-Y-like protein 1. The transcript has 9 exons. Gene Ontology annotation, cellular component: plasma membrane. Gene Ontology annotation, molecular function: cyclin-dependent protein serine/threonine kinase activator activity; protein kinase binding. Bases 136 to 1179 code for a protein of 347 amino acids. Gene Ontology annotation, biological process: regulation of canonical Wnt signaling pathway; regulation of cyclin-dependent protein serine/threonine kinase activity. NCBI's taxonomy places the organism in Eukaryota, Metazoa, Echinodermata, Echinoidea, Temnopleuroida, Toxopneustidae. The record is from RefSeq and is a predicted model, not a curated record.